GGGCGCGCGCGCGGCGCCGAGGCGACCACCUACCUGGGGCGGCGCGUGCGCGCGUGGCGCGGCCUGCCCUACGCCGCGCCGCCCGUGGGCGCCCUGCGCUUCCGCCCGCCCGCGCCGCCGCCCAGCUGGAACGGCACGCGCGACGCCGCCGCCGAGGGGGCCGCCUGCCCGCAGAUGGUGCUGCUCUCCAGGCAGUACGAGGGCCGCGAGGACUGCCUCUUCCUAAACGUGUACGCGCCCUACGACGCCAAGGGGCUGCCGGUGCUGGCGUGGCACCACGGCGGCGCCUUCGUGGAGGGCCACGGCGGCGCGCGCUGGGGCGGGCCCGAGUACAUCAUGGAGCAGCCGCUCGUCUUCGUCACCUUCAACUACCGCCUGGGGCCCCUGGGCUUCCUCAGCACGGGCGACAGCGCCGCGCAAGGCAAUUACGGUCUGAAGGACGCGGCAGCAGCCAUGAAGUGGGUGCGCGCGAACAUCGCGUCCUUCGGCGGCGACCCGCGCCGCGUGGCGCUGUGGGGGUACAGCGCGGGCGCGGCCUCCGUGCACCUGCUCACGCUGGCGCCGCCCGCCCGGGGCCUGUUCGACGCCGCCAUCUACGGCAGCGGCUCGGGCCUGCACCGCUGGGCGCUGUUCGCGGACCCGCUGCCCACCGCGCGCCGCCUCGCCGCGCUCGUCAACUGCUCCGACGCGCUGCCCACCACCGACCUCGUGGCCUUCCCGUCGCUGGUGGGCGACAUGCCGAUGCCGUGGGGGCCGGUGGUGGAGGGCGACCCGGCGCCGGGCGACCCGCCCUUCCUGCCCGCGCCGCCCGCGCAGCUCGUGGCCCAGGGCCGCGUGGCGCCCGUGCCCGUCGUCACGGGCAUGACGACCGACGAGGCCGUGGACGCCGCCUACCCCGUGCACACCAACGCCUACCUGGCCGACCGGCUCGACCUGCACCUCCUCGACGUGCUGCGCGAGUACGCGCCCGUGCCCAACAUCAGCGUCGAGGCGGCCGCCGAGAGUUUGGUGUCAACUCCACAUGAUAUCAAUUUUCCUCCUGCUACAAAAAGUAUCAGUGGUUUAAAAGUGUUCAUUGGUUUAAAAUAUUCUUUACAUGUUCUGAAUUCUUCGGCGCCCGUCUACUUCUACCGCUUCGCCCUGGACGGGCGCGUGAGCGAGCUGGUGCGCGCCGGGCUGGCCGGCGAGCCGCACGGCGUCAUGCACGCCGACGACCUGCUCUACGCCGUCGGCCGGCAGUACCCGCCCGCGCUCGCCCCCGCCGACUGGCCCAACGCCACGGAGGCGCUGGCCAUCCAGCGGCUGACGCGCCUGUGGUACAACGUGGCGGCGCACGGUGCUCCUGCGCCCGACGGCGCGGGCGACGCGCUGCUGGGCGCCGCGUGGGCGCCGCUGGGUGGGGCCUCCGCCAAGGACUUCCGCUUCCUCGACUUCGACGCGCAGCUGCGCCCGGUCGAGGGCCCGCCCUUCGCGGACCGCAUCGCGCUGUGGCAGCGCCUCGCGCAGUUCGAAGCCAUCGAGGACUUCGUGAUGAGGAAGCCCACGGCGCCACAUCGAUGUUCCGAUUUGGACGAGCGUUGCUCGUUCGGGCUGGAGAUAGUCAAGAACCCUCUCCGCCUCCUCCACUUCUGCAACGAAGCGAGCGAUAAUGAAAGCUGCGAG
This is a messenger RNA of Gryllus bimaculatus (two-spotted cricket), 1662 nucleotides long. Lineage: Eukaryota; Metazoa; Arthropoda; Insecta; Orthoptera; Gryllidae. The record is from the annotation of a GenBank genome assembly.